AGCAUUUCGUGCGAACCCCGACGACGAAAUCAUUCCAUCCAGCCGUCGAAGCCGUGUUCUCGGGGGUUUGGGAUUGUGAUUUUGUAUAAAUCUCUAAAAGUUUAUGUGCCAACUACUAUACAAAACAAAGAUUCGAAAAUUCGAGCUGACUGCAAAGCUGCUUGAAGGAUCUGCCGAGCCCGCAUUAUCUGUGAUAUACAGCUCAGCCUCUCGUCCGUCCUAUAAGGGCUGGGCCAAUUGGGGCUUGGAGGCGUAUCCGCAGCAGCUUGAGCGGUGAUCUCACCCUGCCCUCUGUCACAGAGGCACUAAACACUGCUACCUGCUUAAUUGACUGCAUCACUACGAACCAUUGUUACUUAGUCUAUAAUUGAAACAAUAUGCAAUCUGUGAAAAUAAGUCUAAUGCUAGGUGGAUAUUGUAGAAAAUUAUUCUAUUUAUAAAUAAUUGUCUGAUGUCUAAUGUUUCUGUAAUAUUAUGUGUUCCACGUCUAAUUAAGGAUAAUUGUUACUCCAAUAUUGAUAACUGUUACCGAACCAAUGCAAUGUAAUAACUCCACCUCAUCAUUGGUGGUGUACACAAAUAAAUUUGGUGCUUUUGAGCGAGUCGUUAAGAAGAAUGAAAGUCAGCAAGUUAGUGUAAAAAUGGUAGAUAAUAAUAUUUAUAAUGUAGAGUUUGUUGAUAGUAUCCAACAAAACCAAAUGAUUGGCGAUACGCCUAAAUACUGCAUUCCUUUAAUGAUUAACGCCAUAACAGUCCAGGGUAUCUCAUACAGUGACCCGUAUUUCAGUAGCUUUAACUUAAAGUAUAAGAUGGCGUUGGGAGCGCCAGAGUAUGUGAACAAGUCUGAUUACGCUUUUAAAUCCUCAGUUUGUAUUAUACGAGAUGAGCCUUGCGAGACGCAACUAGUAAACAAAAAGUCUGCUCGUGAUAUGAUAUGCAAAAGGAAAACUCGAAUGAAUACUGAUUAUGACAAGUCUGUUACAACACACCAUGACAAUAACUAUGGAGCAUUAAGCUCUAAGUCAGCUUUGAAAGUAUUUGCUAACGGUGAUCUCACUUUGGAUGCGAUGUUGGAACUCACUAGAAGAGAGGAGACCCUAGUGAAGAGUCUGGCUAGUGAAGAUAUGGACAGUUGGGGGGUACCGCGCCGAUUGCGCUUGUGCGGUGGUGGAGAGAGUUCAUUGAAUGCUGCCACUGGUUGGGGAAGUCCUCCUGCUUCCAAUAAUAGUGCUGGGAAUUGGGGCGGCAACAGCAGUGGCCAAACAAAUAAUGGAUCUAACAAUACUCAACAAUGGAACAACACGGCUCAACGGCCGCCUACUUCCCAAGCAGACAUGAACAGUAACAAAGGUGGUGGAAACCAAAUGCCACCAACGAGUGCUGCUUCUGGCCAAAACUGGCAAAGUUCUCCGCCCAACAUGCCAAAUUCUCAGUCUAACAACAAUGGUGCGCCAGCUAGCAAUGGCACUAACAAUUCGGGGAAUGGAAACAAUGGAGGCAGCAACCCUGCUAAUUCAGUUGCAAACACGAAUGGGCCAACUGGUGGUAAUGGGAACAAUGGUAAUAAUGUGAAUAGUACGUCUUCUGCCAAGAUUGAGAUCAACUCUAUGAGGGAGGCACUUUUCAGUCAAGAUGGAUGGGGUGGACAACAUGUCAACCAAGAUACCAACUGGGAUGUACCUGGGUCUCCAGAACCAGGUUCGAAGGUAGAGCCAACGGCCGGCGCUCAGCCUGCUUGGAAGCCAAGCAUCAACAAUGGUGCAUUUCUCGGAACUGAUCUCUGGGAGGCUAAUCUCAGGAAUGGAGGCCAGCCGCCUCCGCAGCCCGCCGCCAAAACUCCUUGGGGUCACACUCCAACAACAAAUAUCGGUGGCACUUGGGGAGAAGACGAUGACGCUGCUGAUUCCGCAAACGUUUGGACCGGGCCUCCGCCACCUCAACAGUGGCCAGCCGGACCGCCACAACACGCACAACAGUGGGGCGUUCCUAAGAAGGAUGAUUGGAAUGCGUGGGGUGAGCCCCAUCGCGGUGGGGAUCCACGUUUAGAUCCCCAUCGCUCGGCAGAUCCGCGUCAACAACCCUCAGAUCCUCGUCACGAUCUACGCGGCGGCAUCUCUGGUCGGCUCAAUGGUGACAUGUGGAGUCAACACCACCAGCAUGCCGGCGGACCAAACAAGAUGAUGCCGACUGGUGGCGUUAAUCAAUGGGGUGCUCAGGGUCCAAAGGAAUCUAUCAAAUCUUCGGGUUGGGAAGAACCUUCUCCACCAGCGGCUCGCCGUGCAGCUGGUGGUUUUGAUGAUGGCACAUCAUUGUGGGCACAGCGCGGUAUGGCUGGUAUGGCAGGACGUGGGGCCCCACAAGGACCACCUGCGCCCCAAAGAAUCCCACCCACGCCAACGAAACCUGAUGCAGUAUGGGGCGCUCACGCUCAACGAAAUGGCUCCUGGGAGGAACAGCACGCCCCUGCUUGGCCCGAUCGCGAUGCCUCCGCAUGGCCUGACCCAUCUGGGCCUGCUUUGUGGCCCGUUCCUAAACCUAAACCUACAGGACCGGGAGGUGGAUGGCCAGAUGAUAUCGGCGAAUGGGGUGGACCCAAGCCUCCGCCGGCUGGACCCCUUGGCAAGCAAUUGCCUAAAGAAAUGGUGUGGAAUAGCAAGCAAUUCAGGUUCUUAGUAGAGAUGGGUUUUAAGAAGGAAGAAGCGGAAGCGGCACUCCGUAAUCGCGACAUGAACGCAGAAGAGGCAUUAGAAUUAUUGUCGGCAACGAGCCGCGACGGAUGGCGACGAGACGAGCAAUUCGGCCACCAUGCGCAAUUCCAACCCCCACCUAAUGUUCCAUCAGUGUCACCUGCGGUGGUACAAAAGCUGCUUAACCAACCACCGCCUCAAACAGUUCAGCAUCACCAUUCUUACAACCCGAAUAGUGGCACAGGCAAUAGCGGGCAACCGAGCACAGCGCAACUUCGUAUGCUCGUGCAACAAAUACAGAUGGCGGUUUCUGCAGGAUACCUUAACCACCAGAUUCUCAAUCAGCCUUUGGCGCCUCAGACACUCGUGUUACUCAAUCAAUUGUUACAACAGAUCAAAGUACUUCAACAACUAGCACAACAGCAUUCAGUAGCUCUCUCUAAGGGCAAUUCUACAAUCGCUCUGCAGUGUUCAGUGCAGAUAACUAAGGCGAAACAGCAAAUAACUGGUCUCCAGAACCAAAUAACAACACAGCAAGCGCUAUACAUGAAGCAGCAAGCAGGCGGAGCGGAUCUCUUCAAGCCAAGCCAUGAUCCUUUAGUACAGCUUCAGAACAACUUCAGCGAUAUAAGCAUUACUAAAGACGCUCAAGCGUAUGGAGGUGGCGGAAAUCAACAGUCGCGCCUGAAUCAGUGGAAGCUUCCGUCGCUGGAUAAAGACGGCGAGGGUUCAGAGUUCAGUCGGGCACCAGGCACUGCCAAGUCUACCACCAGCCCCCAGCUCAAUCAGCUCGGCUUACAGCCUGACUCCACUUGGGGCGUGGGACGCGGUUCUGAAGGUUGGGGAGAUAGUGGCGCGGACGUAGCCGACGGAAAGGAUGCAUGGCCGACUCAUCCAUCACACCAACCGGUUUAUGAUCUCGUGCCGGAGUUCGAACCAGGCAAGCCGUGGAAGGGUAACCAGAUGAAGAAUGUAGAGGAUGAUCCGGCCAUGACGCCCGGUUCCGUCGUACGUUCGCCCCUCUCAUUGGCCGCGAUCAAAGACACUGACAUGUUGGGAGGGAAGACAUCGCCCCCGGGCGGUGAGCGUUCCCUCUCCUCGUCGACUUGGAGCUAUGCCCCGCCGGCCACGAGUGCGGCGGCGGCACUGAAGCCCCCGGCGGACACGUGGGCGGGGAAGCCCCGGCCCGCGCCCCCCGGCCUCAACAAGCCCUGGCCGCAGCACCAUGGAAACGCUCAACAGCGACCUGUCGCCUCCUGGCAGACAUCCACUUGGCUUCUGCUCAAGAACCUUACUGCUCAGAUCGAUGGGUCGACUCUGAAGACCCUUUGCAUCCAGCACGGUCCACUGCAGAACUUCCACCUGUACUUGAACCAGGGCCUCGCCCUCGCCCGCUAUUCCACUCGCGAGGAGGCCGCUAAGACACUGCCUAUGCGAUACUCUGUAAUACAAAUGGGAGAUUUUUUAGUGGAUUCUCGGCUGAACACGAAUAAGUCAUCGCGCCAAGUGCGCGAAGGUGGAAUUCAAAAUUAUCUAAAAUCGGAACAGGCUCAGAUGGCGCUAAACAACUGCGUGCUUAGCAACACGACCAUCUUCGCGGAGUCGCCGGCGGAGUCCGAGGUGCAAAUGAUCCUGCAGCACCUCGGUUCGGGCGGCGGCGGCGUGUGGCGCGGGGGCGGCGGCGGCAAGGACGGCUGGGGCGGAUUCCCCGGCCUGUGGCCCGACCACGACCAGCGCGCGACGCCCUCCUCCCUCAACUCGUUCCUCCCGCCGGACCUGCUCGGCGGCGAGUCCAUCUAA
This is a messenger RNA of Diatraea saccharalis (sugarcane borer), 4487 nucleotides long. Lineage: Eukaryota; Metazoa; Arthropoda; Insecta; Lepidoptera; Crambidae. The record is from the annotation of a GenBank genome assembly.